Molecule: messenger RNA, 2057 nt
Organism: Microplitis mediator
Lineage: Eukaryota; Metazoa; Arthropoda; Insecta; Hymenoptera; Braconidae
Exons: 4
Coding region: 1561-2004 (147 amino acids)
Source: RefSeq, a predicted model, not a curated record
AAAAGGUAAAGUUUAUUCGUAAAUGCAACUUGGUAGUGUUUUUUUUUCUAGCAGUAAUUAUAUCAUGGUAGAUUUUUUCAUUGGUGGAGAUUUUGGGAUAGUAGAAUAUUUUUUUGGAGCGGGAAUUUCCUAGGUAGGGAUGAUGCGGCUGACUUCAAUUGGGUAGGGUUUUAUUUUUGGUAGGGUCGCUUAUGGCUAGGUCAUAUCCUGCCAGAAAUAUUCUAAAUACAAUUGUGACUCACAUUUUCAUUUUCACGAAUAUUUUCACUUUUCACAAUCCGUGGGCGCGAGUGAUACAUCUCUUCUACGCAUAUAUAUAUAAAAUUUCUGGUUUCGUUUUAUCCUGUACAAGUUAUUUUAUCCAAACAAUUAUUAUAAAAAUUCCAGGUUCAAUCAGUAAUUGGAACGGUUAUCGAAAGUUUUAAGGAUAACAAAAAAAAUUAAUUAAAAAAUAAUGGAAGACAUUGUAGACGAAUGUAGCUGCGCUAGUGAAAACUGUUACGGUAAAAUUAAAUACCCAGGCGUCUACAUAAAACAGGAAUGUCGCAUGUUUGAACAUUUUAUUGUUAAUAUUGGACUCAUGUUGGAAGAGCGAUCCAAACUUAAAUCUAAACCUCAAGAUGAUCCAGAAGUACAGUCUAAAUUGUCCCUUAACGGCAGUAUCGUCGCAGCUCAUAUCAACAUUACAUAUAGAUGUGAUGCACGUUUAAAAAAAUGUACUUGUGUCAAUCAGUUUGUCAAGAAUACGGAUUGGGGAAAAAAAUACAUGGAUUUCAAAGAAAAUUCUGAAAUUGCGAAUAAAAUAAUGAGUAUAGGUGUGGAAAAUAUGGACAAUAUAAAGAAAAAUCCUUCUUACUAUAUUGACACAUACUUACAGUAAUAAAUAAUUAUUAUAAUGAUCUACCUAAUACUAUCAUUCUACUUAAUUUUGUAUUGAUAAAAUCUUGUAAUGAUUAUUAAUUAAGUAACGAAGUAAGAGAGAAUUUAAUUAUAUUAUCUACGAUACUAAAUUUUUUGUUUUGACUAUUUGAAAUAGCAAAUUUAUUCGUAAAUGCAACUUGGUAGUGUUUUUUUUCUAGCAGUGAUUAUAUCAUGGUAGAUUUUUUCAUUGGUGGAGAUUUGGGGAUAGUCGAAUAUUUUUUUGGAGUAGGAAUUUUCUAGGUAGGUAGGAUGCGGCUGACUUCAAUUGGGUAGGGUUUUAUUUUUGGUAGGGUCGCUUAUGGCUAGGUCGUAUCCUGCCAGAAAUAUUCUAAAUACAAUCGUGACUCACAUUUUCAUUUUCACGAAUAUUUUCACUUUUCACAAUUCGUAGGCGCGAAUGAUCCAUCUCUUCUACGCAUAUAUAUAUAAAAUUUCUGGUUUCGUUUUAUCCUGUACACGUUAUUUUAUCCAAACAAUUGUAUGUAUAUAUUUACUUUAAAAUAUUAUUUUUUCCUGAGUAUGAUAAUAAUGUUACUUGACUAAAUGCUAUAAAAUAUUGAUUUAAGGUUAGAUUAUAAAAAUUCCACGUUCAAUCAGUAAUUGGAACGGUUAUCGAAAGUUUUAAGGAUAACGAAAAACAUGGAUUCAAAAACAACGGAAGACAUUGUAGACGAAUGUAGCUGCGCUAGUGAAAACUGUUACGGUAAAACUAAAUACCCAAACGCCUGGCUUGAAGACGAAUGUUACAGUUUUGAACAGUAUAUUUUAAAUAUUGAACUCAUAUUGAAAGAGCGAUCCAAACUUAAAUCUAAACCUCAAGAUGAUCCAGAAGUACAAUCUGAAUUGUCCCUUAACGGCAGUAUCGUCGCAGCUCAUAUCAACUUGACAUAUAAAUGUGAUGCACGUUUACAAAAAUGUCCUUAUGUCAAUCAGCUUGUCAAGAAUUCGGAUUAUGGAAAAAAAUUCAUGGAUUUAAAAGAAAAUUCUGAAAUGGCGAAAACAAUAAUACGUUUGGGUAAUGAAAACAUGGCCGAGAUAUCCAAAAAUCCUUGUUACUAUGUAGACACAUACUUACAGCAAUAAAUAAUUAUUAUAAUCAUCUACCUAACACUAUCGUUCUAAUUAAUUUUGUAUUG